AUGGGCGGCGCUAGCAGAGAAGGUGGCAAGGUCAAGCCUUUGAAGGCUGCCAAGAAGGAGAAGAAGGACCUGGACGAGGAUGAGCUCGCCUAUAAGGAGAAGCAGAAAGCCGAUGCCAAGGCCAAGAAGGACAUGAUGGAGGCCGCCAAGGGCAAGAAGGGCCCCCUCAACACCGGCCAGCAGGGUAUCAAGAAGUCUGGCAAGAAAUAA
Penicillium atrosanguineum is the source of this 210-nucleotide messenger RNA. Its product is annotated as translation machinery-associated protein 7. NCBI's taxonomy places the organism in Eukaryota, Fungi, Ascomycota, Eurotiomycetes, Eurotiales, Aspergillaceae. The transcript has 3 exons. The record is from RefSeq and is a predicted model, not a curated record. The coding region runs from base 1 to 210 and encodes 69 amino acids.